This is a messenger RNA of Cucurbita pepo subsp. pepo (vegetable marrow), 2147 nucleotides long. RefSeq names its product glycosyltransferase family 92 protein RCOM_0530710. Gene Ontology annotation, cellular component: cytoplasm. The record is from RefSeq and is a predicted model, not a curated record. Gene Ontology annotation, molecular function: glycosyltransferase activity. Lineage: Eukaryota; Viridiplantae; Streptophyta; Magnoliopsida; Cucurbitales; Cucurbitaceae.
UGGAAGGGAAGGGAAGAAGACGAAGAGGUGGAAUGUUCGUUUUAUGAGGAUUUACCAGUAACCACCCUCCGAUAAGCCACCAAAAGCGGCAGCCCUUUCUCUUUCCCAUCAAACCAUUAACAGAACGCAACACAACACAACACAAUUUUCCUUCUUCUAUACCUUCUCCUUUCCUUCCAUUCCAGAGCCAACGCAGGGCCCGACCACGAGAUCUGACCCUGCCCUGCUCGCCUCUGUUCUCCUCCCUAUAGCAUGAAUGACUGAACCCACUCGCCGGCACAAUCAUUUUCCUUCGCUAAUUCCAUAUAUGACCCCGCCUCCGCCAUGAAAGAUCGGAGGAAACGCAAUGUCGUUUCUUGGAUCGCCAUCUUCUGGUGCACCCUCCUCGUUCUCCCCUUCCUCCUUUUCAUCACUUUUCGUCUCUUCUCCGGUGAUACCUUUCAACCAGAGCUGGUUCACACGCGGCACACUCCGGUGAAUAGCGCCGUUUCCGAUGAUUCCUCUGUUAAUUUACGGUAUUCCCUUCAGGAAACGGUGACCCUACCCGAUCAAGCUCUCGUUUUCAUCAACCACCCACGAACUGUUCGACCAUUUGCCAUAAGGGAUAUCGCCUGCAUUUAUUUCUCCGGGAACUCGUCGGUGCCCCACAAGCGGCGGCGGCGGCCGAUCGGCUUGGAUAAUGAGGAGAGUCUUCAAAAGCAAAUAGUCCGGUGCCCACUCCCCCCUCGCGGGUCUAGAGUUUCAAUUAAAGUGAGAUCCAAGUCCCAUCUCCGAGGUGGGGAGUCGCACCGGUGGGACUCUCUUGCGUAUGAAGCACUAAUGGACCGAGACAACACCACCAUUGUCUUUGUGAAAGGCCUCAAUCUACGCCCUGAACGACUCACCAACGCAUCGAAAUUCGAGUGUGUUUUUGGGUGGGAUUUUCGGAAGGUCAAGUUUCUGCUAAGGUCCGAGGUCAUGUCGCUUGCCCAAGAAGUUGCGCGCUGUAGAACACCAAUUAGUUUGCACGGCAAUCCCAAUAGAAUCCAUGAUGCAAUUAAAGUCUCCAUUAGAAUUAAAGGCGGCGGAAUUUUGAAAUCAGUAGCCCGCCCAUUGCCCUUAUCAGAAUCCUCCGCACCACCCCCCCGGAAGCCCCACGAGAUGUGCAUAUGCACAAUGCUGCGAAACCAAGCACAGUUUCUUAAAGAAUGGAUCAUUUACCACGCCCAUCUCGGCGUCAGCCGCUGGUUCAUCUACGACAACAACAGCGACGACGACAUAGAAGACGCAAUUGCAUCAAUCUCCAGUGUCAAACACAAUAUUUCCCGAUAUAUCUGGCCCUGGAUUAAGACCCAGGAAUCUGGUUUUGCACAUUGUGCUUUACGGGCUCGUGAUUCUUGCAAUUGGGUCGGAUUCAUUGAUGUUGACGAGUUUUUCUACUUGCCAAGUGGUUUGUCUCUACUGGACGUGCUCACAAACCAAGCCAAAAACACCACGGUUGGGGAGAUUCGCGUGUCCUGCCACAGCUUCGGGCCAUCGGGGCUGAAACGGAAGCCGCCACAGGGCGUGACGGCUGGGUACACGUGCAGGAAAGCGGUGCCGGAGCGGCACAAGAGCAUAGUGAACCCGGAGGUUUUGAACUCCACAUUGAUCAACGUGGUGCAUCAUUUCCACUUGAGAGAUGGGUUUCAGUAUGUGAAUUUGGAUCGGAGUGAGAUGGUCAUAAACCAUUACAAGUACCAAGUUUGGGAAGUGUUUAAGGAGAAGUUUUACAGGCGUGUGGCGACGUAUGUGGCGGAUUGGCAGGAUCAGCAGAACGUGGGGUCGAAGGACAGGGCACCAGGGCUGGGGACUAAGGCAGUAGAACCAGAGGACUGGUCGAGCCGGUUCUGUGAGGUCAAUGACACUGGGGUAAGGGACCUGGUGCUGGACACGUUGACCGAUUCAAAAACCCAUCUUUUGCCUUGGCAAGAAGAGCCCAGUCGAGGAAGGAGGAGGGUCAGGAAGAAGAGGAAGCACAAGGGAUUCUUAUGAGUCUUAUAGACUUUUAAUUUGAACAUGUGUAGUGGUUUCCUUUUUUGUGUUUUUUUUUUGUUUUUGAAUCAUAUAAUAAUGUAUUUUGGUUAGGGGUGAUAAUUGAUUGAUAGAUAAAGUCAUUCUUUCUCCUA